CGCUUACGCACUAGGUGCACAAUGCAGCUCUACAGGCUAGGUAGUGUAACAUGGCCUUGACACGCUCAACGUCUGUAUCAGUUACCUCCACAUGCUACAAAGGCAGAGAGCCGAAAACUUGGAAAGUUACUUUGGCUGCUCCCAAAAUGGUAUCAGAGGCGAUUCAUGCGUGGCAUGACAACAGACAACUCGGGCCACCAGAAGUACAGUUAAGAUCAUUCCUUCAAUUAAUACAGACCCCAGAUAAAAAAUAUGCCUGUCUCGGAAGUGUUUAUCUCUUAUUAUUCAACCGUCCAAACACACGUUUCAAGAGCUCCAACGAAAUGGCACUAUUUGUGCCAGUCACUCACAGUGAACCGAAUUCCUAAUACGUCAAAAUAUACAAGGUUGCUAAACCAACACUCAUGGGUUGCAAUGUAAUCUCCCGGAACUGCCUCAUCGACAUGUAUCAACAACCUGGGCUUUCAUCUGACAUACUUAAUCCGAAGAUUGAACACAGUGAAACCUCAGUCAUUCAAACUGCUCUCUUAUACCGCAGUGUCGGUGUUGCCAUUUACUAUCGAGAUUACCUGAAAUGUGACAUCCUUACUAAACAUUCACUUAUCAUUCCCGACGCUUUAUUGUGUUGAUCGCACAUAGCAUAUCAGGAUGUUGGGUCACAGAGGAAGCCGGGCGAUGAUGGCCUCUUUGCAUUUAUCUAUAGACCAACGAACUUGUCAUCAGACAGCGAUAAUAUUCUGUUAAACG
This is a messenger RNA of Dicrocoelium dendriticum, 747 nucleotides long. The record is from the annotation of a GenBank genome assembly. Lineage: Eukaryota; Metazoa; Platyhelminthes; Trematoda; Plagiorchiida; Dicrocoeliidae.